Rosa rugosa (rugosa rose) is the source of this 648-nucleotide messenger RNA. RefSeq lists its product as uncharacterized. The coding region runs from base 73 to 516 and encodes 147 amino acids. The transcript has 4 exons. The record is from RefSeq and is a predicted model, not a curated record. NCBI's taxonomy places the organism in Eukaryota, Viridiplantae, Streptophyta, Magnoliopsida, Rosales, Rosaceae.
UUACAAAAUAGCAGCCAAGAUAAGGCAGUUAGGACCUGGGACAUGGGGAGCCUGGUGUUAGAAACACAGUAAAUGAUGAUGGAGUUGGCUGUGAGGAAACUACCAGUUCUCUCCUUCCCCAAGAUUGAUGUAAAGCCACAAGAACAAAGAAGAAGAGUAUCUUUUGUAUCUUCUGCUCUACCCGAAACAGUGGCUUCAGUGGCAAUUGCUGCUACAGUUGUUGGUGCAGCAGCUACCAUUCUUGUGAGGAGAAACAAAGCUGCAGAGGCAGCUGAGGUGCCUAUGAAAGACUGUGAAGCCUGUGGUGGUUCUGGUAUAUGUCCUGAAUGCAAAGGUGAAGGCUUUGUCCUUAAGAGACUGUCAGAUGAAAGUGCUGAGCGGGCAAGAUUAGCUUCUAAGAAUGCAGCCACUCGAUACACUGCAGGGCUUCCAAAGAAAUGGAGCUACUGCACAAAGUGCUCUUCUGCCCGAUCAUGCCGUACCUGCGAUGGCCGUGGAAAGAUAGUUUUGCUCUAACCAUCUUUCUUAAUUUAGUAGCGGCAUGAGAGUGUGCAUAUAUGACUUCUUACAUCUAAGAAUAUGAUCGGCUUCUAGUUGGGAAGAUUUGUAGUGAGAACUCAUUUUUUUAUGUUAUUUGGUUGUUCAUCA